AUGGUCAACUUACAGAAAUCCGAGCUGAGUUUCAGUCCAAACCUAAAGGAGGAAAAACGAAAUGAGCUUGUUGUUGUGAUGGGAAUGAAACAGGUAGCUGUUCAUGGGAAGUACCUCGGACUGCCCACUGUUAUCGGCCGGGAAAAGAAGGCAGUGUUUGAGGUGUUGGUGGAUCGCGUUAGGAAAAAGAUAAAACACUGGAAGAACAAGACGCUUUCAAUUGCUGCCAAGAACGUUCUCAUCAAGGCAGUUUCUUAA
Molecule: messenger RNA, 258 nt
Organism: Linum trigynum
Lineage: Eukaryota; Viridiplantae; Streptophyta; Magnoliopsida; Malpighiales; Linaceae
Source: the annotation of a GenBank genome assembly